This is a messenger RNA of Penicillium brasilianum, 5467 nucleotides long. The record is from the annotation of a GenBank genome assembly. Lineage: Eukaryota; Fungi; Ascomycota; Eurotiomycetes; Eurotiales; Aspergillaceae.
CGAACCCCUAGUUGCGGAUGGCGUCGAUACCUCCGAGCACGUCCCCCUUUUCGUUCCUGAGAGCUGUCGGAUCCUUGACUUGCAGGUUUUCCAAUGGCGCGAGAAAUGAGAACGGUGAGUCGGAAACUGUACGCGAGCAGUGCAAAGUGGCUGGCGCAUGGAUGUUUAGUUAUCGAGUACAUAUAUUACAUACUGCUAUGCACUGCGUAGCUUAGAGCCUUGGAGACUAUACGGGGCUGACUCGAUGAUGUGAUGGAUCAUGAGCCACAUCCUGACUGCCCGCAUUCCGCGUGUUGACCUGGGGAUUGACAGGAUCAACGUCGAGGGGCUUUGAUCAUCUUGAUUCUUCCCAUGGAAUGCCCUAAAAGAUAAACCGGGUUGUACAAGUUCUGACAAUCACUGUAGGAUGCAUGUAACAAAUGCUCGACACGAAGACUGCCAAAUCGAUGGGCCGGCUAUCAGGUCCGACAAAGUGGAUGGGGAUAUACCAGGGGGCUAAUUUCGAAUCCCAGCAAUCAGGGAACCUAUUAAUCUCUUUUCGUCCGAUGGGCCCGCCACUGAUGCGUUCAUAGGCAGCUGAUCCUUGCUCGAUCGUCGACGUCUUGAUCGGUGGGGCUUUUGGAUAGCUCACUGACUCGUCCGUCCCUGGCCAGUCUCGCGUGGGUGUCUAUUGUCCAAUUCCUUGUCGCUUGGCCUGCCGAAAAAACUCAAAUCAGCGAAAACAAUGUAGUCCUGUCGCCGGGAGCCCCGCGCCGUUCUGGAAUUCCUGACUAGCGGUGUCGUCAAUCGUUUAUAUGUAGGGGAUCUCGGGGCUGGACCUGCUUUUGGGGAGACUUUGCUCUUGUUUAUUUCAUCGCUUUCAACCCAAUGGGUCCACAACGCGCCGCGGCCUUAUUUUUUUCUUCUUUUUAAUUCACUAAUCUAAGGACUGGCGCCGUCUAUCGUCUUAACGAUCGCACUUUCUUAAUUACUCGGACAUCGCAGCUUCGGAGAGUCUAGUUAGAUAUGUGUGGUCGCGCUUGAAACUAGUCUUUAUACCUAGCCGACACUACAUACCCUUGACGUUCGAGAGACUUCGUCCUGAAACCGAGCUAUUGAGCACAGAGAUACAAGGCCAAGAUGCGUUGGUCAUUAUUCAGCGCUUGGGUCUUGGUGAUCCUCUUCGGAAUUGCAUUAUCUGCCCCCGCGAGGGACAUUGCACAACGAAAUGCCGAUGCUCCCACGACAGUCGAAGCGCGAGCUGAAGCCGAUGCGACAACUGCAGCUGCAGAUAAUUCACCCAGUCAAACGUCUACAUCUACUACAACAAAUUUGAAUAGUGCAGCGGAGACAGCAGCCACAACCACGGCUAUCACAACGACGACGAACAAUACGACCUCUUCGAUAACCAGCCAUUCGACGUACGUUGCGACAACUAUACCUUCAUUAGAUGACUCUGCAGACUCGUCCGAUGAUAGCCAGGAUGGUGCGAAACAGAAAUACACUGGUGGUCUGCCACUCCAACCGCAAAUCACUCCGGCAUGGGGUGUGGGUGGUAUAAUACUGCUAUUGCUAGGGGCGGCUCUGGCGUUUAUUGGAAUACGCAAGCAAUGGUAACUAGGCUCCCCUAUUCAGGGAACUCAUCUCAUUAACAUUGGUCAGGGUUCAUAUUUUCUUAUCCACGGGCUUCCUCGCGGCGCUGGGUGUUACAGUACUGAUUGUCUAUGUGAUGAAUCCGCCUGUGAGCAAUGCGAUACAAGGUGGUUAUCUGGUUGCGGCCUUCUUCACAGGUGCCGUGUUUGGUGGACUAGCACUGGUGUUCAGGGAAAUCACCGAAGGACUGGGCUGUCUUCUUGGUGGUUUCUGUACCGGAAUGUGGUUCUUGACUGUCAAGUCCGGUGGGCUUUUGACUGACAGUGCAGCAAAGGCCGGCUUCAUCAUUGCAUUCACCGUAGGCUUCUGGUGUCUCUCCUUCAGCCACUAUACUCGCUCAUAUGGAUUGAUUCUCUGCACUUCUAUUUCGGGUGCAACGGCUUUGGUUCUCGGUAUCGACUGUUACAGCCGGGCAGGGUUGAAGGAGUUUUGGCUCUACAUUUGGGGUCUGAACAACAGCAUGUUCCCCUUGGAUACGAAUACAUACCCGGUCACUCGAAACAUCCGCGUUGAACUCGCUAUUACCGUCAUUGUCACAGUCUUCGGCGUGAUCGCUCAAAUGAGGCUCUGGAAAGUGAUCAAAGAACGUCGAGUCAAAGAGGAGACCUCUCGAAAAGAAGCCGAGAAAAAAAACGAGGAGGCAGAGGCAGAAGUUGGUCGACAACUGGAGGAGAAGAAUCUUCGAGAACGCACCGAAUGGGAAAAUAUGUACGGCAACGGUGCCGCUGGAAAAGAACCUUCCAUGACCGAAACCGCUGUCGCAGAUGACUCCCGUCGCGGCUCUGAUGGGUUUGAGUCUACCACCCAUGAAAACGAAAAGGAGACCUCGAUCGAGAUGAAGGACAUGCCAGCUGCUGAAAAUUCAGCUGGCGCAUCUGAAUCUGGAAGAAACCUCGACACCGUGGAAGAAGUUGAAGGGGAAGCCGUUGGAGAACAUCCAGACGGUCACGCCAACCAACCCAAGGAACGAGACGCGGACAUGGAGACGGAUCAUGCCGGACCAUCAACCGCAAGACCGGUUACGAUGUGGCCUGAGCCAAUCCUACGUGAAGACUGCAGUUCCGAACAUGGCGCUGUCGUCGGCUCCGAACCAGGCUCGCCACGAUCUAAGCGCUUGUCUGGGAAGUCACUGAUGAACCGGCUUUCUUGGCGCAGUGUCAACAGUCCGUUAAGCCCAAAGCUCAACGGAAAAUCUGAAUCCGAAGAGGCCUUGGUCGUGCAAGACGAUGCUAGCUCCUCCAUUCUUGGCAUCGUGGAUGAUGUCCAUUCGGUUUGCUCUAGCGUAGUCUCUGACCGCCAUGGUGCGACAGAUGAGGAGACGCACGAGGAGACAGUCACAGCCAACGAAACAGUGAAGAAUGUGCUUACUGAUGUGACCCAGUCCGGACUCAACUCUCAAGCACCGCGUAGUGCUCCAACUGAGGCUGAUGGGCAAGUCGCCUCUUCUCUUUCUCAUCACGUAGGGGACGAGGAGAAUAUCAACGAGCCAUCACGAAACGGAAAUGAGUUCCAGAUACACCAGGAUGAUGACACUGAAGACCAAGUGCACACUACCGUGAUUCGCGAUCAAGAUGCGAGCGAAUCAAAGCAGGCUGAGUGUAUUGCAUUGCAAGUCCAGCCUAACGCACAAGUGGCUCCACCCAACCAAGAUGUCGUGCCAGAGGCUGCUCUAGAGAAUCUAGAGAAUGGCCACAAUGAGGAGCAUGUUGAACAGGAGAAUCAGGAAAAUCAAGUACCCGGCGUCAAUCAAGUAGUCAACCGAGGGUUCAAGCAAGCGGAGGACGACAAAAAGGAGGAUGUUAAAGAAGAAACUCGAGAGCUCGCGGAGCAAGUCGAGCUUGAACCCGAUUCAGUGUCCCAGGCAAAGCCCUUGAAGAAGAGUGUCAGUGCCAGGCUUGAUGCAUCGACUGUGAAAGCAAUUCCUGAACAAACGUCUCUGGUGAUCAACUCAUUCCGCACCAACGAAUGGGCAAAGCAUUUGGCCGACGCUGAACUUCCCGAGCUCGAACCCAUACAACUAGACGGCGGACAACCCGAAAAUCCCAUCGAGACCGAAGAAGUCGCAGCACCGGUUAAUGUGGCAGGGCUGCUUCAGACACCGUUGAAUGGUUUGCCUCCUCCCGUUUUCAACAGCCCUGAGCAGAUGCCUACAAGCCCAGAGCAACAUCGCCGACGCUCCAAUGGCUCUAGCACAGCACCUACCGGAGUAUCCAAAGCAAAGACAAGAAAUAGCAUGUAUAGCAUGUCCGGUGCUUUAUCAUCGCUGCAAAUGUCCCAGAACGUCUCCUCUGCUGCCCUGCUUCCACUCCAGGAAAAUGAGCCCAAGCCUGCUCCGAUACGCAGCGUCUCGACUCCAUUCCUAACCAUCACAACUACCAACCAAGAAAAAGAGACGGCCGAUUCUCUAAAAUGGAGUGGACCUCCACCUCUUCUUGCCGUUCGCGAAGAUAUGGUGCGAAAUCGAAUUUCUUCUACCUCUCUUCGCUACGACCCUUACGCAUCACGCAGUCAGUCCCGCCUGUCCCUGGCUGACCCAACCAUAAUCGCCUCACCAACGCUUCCAAUUCCGGAGGAAAGUAAUGAGCAUGUUGGUACAGAGCGUGCUGAAGACGCAGACGACGUACCACUAUCGAAGCGCCGUGCCAUGUUACAACGCCAAACUAUACAGUCUCCUUCCGCAUCAAGCCUACAAAGCAUCGAGCAAUCUCGAUCGCCACCGCAAAGCCCUCCUGAAUCCGGCCGAUCUGCAGCUGUCAUGGCUGCCUGGCGUCAAUCCGUUCGAGAUGAUAUCACUCAACGACGCGAUCCAUUAUCCCACCCUCCAUCCCCUGGAACACCUGCAAACUCCGACAGACCACGGGCUCUCUGGGGAUCCGUACAGAACUUGCGUGAAUCCUCGGCGGCCAAGGUUGAGAGUACCAUUGCCGAUAGGAUGCAACGCGGAGGAAGUAUGACAGACCUGCAUCGUCAAGCAAUGCGCCGAAUGCAAGCUUCCGCAAACCGCAAGUUAUAGUUUCUUUUCUUUGAUACCCUCUUUUUUCACUUUCUUUUUUUUUCCUUUUUCGGGGACUGUUGGGAGUUCGGUCAAUAUGGGCCUAAUCAGUCGCAUCUACAUAAUUAUCUUAACAUUCACUGCACAUAAUUUAUAAUGACACCAUGCUUGAUGAUUUCAAUUCAGGUCCCUUGUCCUGGAACAAUGCAAAUGACACAUAACAAAUGCCCGGUUACUGUAAGAAGUGCUUCGGGGCCGUCUCGAAAACUUUAAUAGCCUGCUCUAGACGCUUCUCGUACUCUUGUAGUUCCUCGCUCUCCUGAUCUUCCGGAGAAGCCUCCUUUGCAUCCACACCCUCUUCUUUCUCAAGACCAAGCUCGACCGAGUUGUCCUGAACUCCCCGGGCGGUGCGGACCGACAUGACAUCUCGAUAAAGGCCCAUCGUCAUUGGUAGUUUCACUCCAUCCACGCCGCCUUUACCCAUUUUGAUAAAGCGAGCAUCAAGUAGUCGAAAUUGGGCCGCCCAGACGUGUGGGUCAGCCACUUCCAUCGCCAUCUCCCAAGAGGACCCUACGCCCAGACUGACGGACCCACCGACCGGAACGCCAGAUAGAAGCCCUACGAUUGCAGAGGAAACGCCAGCCGAUAUAUCUGCCGAGUGUCCCGUGGAGACCAUCGUUCGCGUUUUCUCGAGUAGAUAUAGACCGGUGAGUAGCCAUACCUUGGGGCGACGAGCGAACUUGAAAUUGAGCACGUAGGAGCUGUGCGCAGCAGAUAGCCAAAGUUUAAGCUUUUGCUGUGCCUGUGGCUUGGCCAGGACAUUGGUUGUAAGGAAUUCCUCCG